AUGCCGCCGAUGAUGCAUGAGGCUGCUAUCACGGGUUCCUGGACGAUGAACAUCCUGAGCUUCUGCGAAAUCGACAUUUUCCCCUUGCUCCGAGUAAUUUGUGCGUCGGAGAUUGUUGUGGAAUUCGCCCGUAGAUUGUAUGAACUGGCAAAUGGAAUGGAAACUGUUUCCCGUGACGACGAUGAUACAGCGGCCAAGCUAUAA
This is a messenger RNA of Linum trigynum, 204 nucleotides long. Lineage: Eukaryota; Viridiplantae; Streptophyta; Magnoliopsida; Malpighiales; Linaceae. The record is from the annotation of a GenBank genome assembly.